AUGCUCUCCGAAUUCUGCGCCGUCUGUUCGCUUCGCACUGCUGAUCGUGGAAGCGCCACGUUUUUGCAAAGUGCUGCUUCGAUCUGCAGUCAGGAAGUUUUGCAGGAAGGAAUACCUAAAAGCAGAGCUGACAUCGACAUCGAGACAUUUGCGAGACACCUUGGUAUUUCUAGCAACACUGACACAUAUAAUGUUUCACAAAAUCAAUGUUCAAAUGUCCACUCUUCUACGGCAAACUGCUUUACGAUCACUUUGGCCACAUGCAUUUGA
Messenger RNA from Cylicocyclus nassatus, 270 nucleotides. NCBI's taxonomy places the organism in Eukaryota, Metazoa, Nematoda, Chromadorea, Rhabditida, Strongylidae. The record is from the annotation of a GenBank genome assembly.